Messenger RNA from Clonostachys rhizophaga, 1146 nucleotides. NCBI's taxonomy places the organism in Eukaryota, Fungi, Ascomycota, Sordariomycetes, Hypocreales, Bionectriaceae. The record is from the annotation of a GenBank genome assembly.
AUGCUCCCACCAAAUGAGGCCGAACGCCAAGAUAUAGUAAGGGCGGUAUUCGGUGAGAGUCUAACCGACCAUGCCAACAGUUCCAGAUUCAAAGCCUACUUCAACCACUAUUGUUCCGUUGUCUGCCCGGCCUCUUCAGGGGAUGCUGUGAUCGAGCUCGACACUCCGGCGCUUAGGAGCCACGCCGACGUUCUCAGUUGUAUUGAAAUCAUCGUCCAGGACCCAGAAAUCUCAUUCAACAAAUUUGUCGCCAAGGCAGUUGAUUCCAAGUCUACAGAAGCCAGUCUGAGAGAGAAAGAACACAUAGCCAGAGUGGCAGCCGAGGUUCCUUUUGCCAUCAACUGUACGCUCAGAGAUUAUUACUCGGAUAAUUUCAUAGAUGGCGGUUCUCACCACGUCAAGUGGGAGGAGGAUGUCUCUUUCCUCUAUUUCAUCGAGAAUGCUUUUAAGUUGGGAUCACAAAAAAUACAAACACCUGAGCAGCAGCGGCGGCGCGCAGAAACGAUGGCGCACAAGACAUCCCUUAAGGCUUGGAAGCUCACCAAGAGAUACGGCAUCAAGAUAAGGGGCACAGAUAAUCUGCUGGAACAUCUUGUAUUGGACCUCAAAACAAUGACGCUCAAAGUCUUCCAUCAAGUAUCAUUUCUAAGGGCACAUCUGGCGAAGAGCAAGCAGGAGCCACUCGACCUCAAUUUUGAGGAGAGUUUAAGAAGGCGAGGCACUCCAGGGACACUGCCACCGAAGCUUCUCCUUGAGACUCUACUGACAUUUCAUGAUGUCUUGUUUCCGGUUGCCAGCGUACGCGACAAAAAGUCGGGUGCAGCCCUGGAGACUAUGAUCCAAAGGCAUGGCUUUGAUGUGGAGGGGAGAUGGAUUGAGUUCGUUCGGACUGCUCCCGCAGAUAUGACGUUCGACUACUGGGGCGACCGUCUAUCGACCCUCCGCGAUGUUGUGAAACGACCACCGCCAGCGAAUGCUAUAGUCGCCUGGUUUGAGAGGCAUACAUCAGAGAGGAACGCGCUGACUGUAGCUAUUGUGGGCCUCUUUUUGUCUGUGCUCUUUGGAUUGUUAUCCUUCAUUGUUGGGUUACUUCAGCUUAUUUUGGCCUGGGUGGCGUAUAAGUACCCUCCAGUUCCAACUUCAUGA